Molecule: messenger RNA, 3192 nt
Organism: Haplochromis burtoni (Burton's mouthbrooder)
Lineage: Eukaryota; Metazoa; Chordata; Actinopteri; Cichliformes; Cichlidae
Exons: 7
Coding region: 65-976 (303 amino acids)
Biological process (GO): immune response; T cell costimulation; negative regulation of T cell proliferation
Cellular component (GO): external side of plasma membrane
Source: RefSeq, a predicted model, not a curated record
CUUUGAUGUAAAACAGUUGCAAACUGAGCCUGUUAAUUUUAACUGUCAUUUCAGGUAAAUAAUCAUGGCCUCCGGUGGCACUCCUUUAUUCAUUUUCAUUGUCCUCUGCAUCAGUGCAGUUAAGAGUGAUGAUUUUAUAAAAGUGGAAUGCAAAACUGAAAAUGUAGGACACUAUGGCCAACAGUCACUGCUGGAGUGUGUCGUUAAAACAGGACAAUUUGUAACUGAUCCAAAUAUUCGUAUGGUUGCUUGGAAAAAACUGACCUCUCCAGAAGACGAAGGUGAUCUCCUGUUGGGUUUUAAUAGAGGGAAAUUGGACCAGCCAAAGCGAGGUUACAGGUUUGCUGAACCAUCAUGGAACGAGAAGAACAUGAAUGUAUCUCUGUUCAUCACCAACACUGCAGUGGCAGACGAUGGAGAUUACAAGUGCAUAGUGAUCACAGACAGUGGUGAUAGCAGCAUGCUCACUACCCUUAAAGUCCAAGCCAGAUACAGUAUCUUGACUGUAUACUCCAUCCCUGAGAAAAUUGUCCCAAAUACAGACAGUACCCUGAUCUGUGAGUCUUGUGGAGGCUACCCACAGGGAACAAUUCACUGGUUUGAUGAAGAGAAACAUGACUGGACAGGAAGCUCUCAAAUGGAGGUGACACAGUCAGACGAUGGUUUGUUUCAACUCACAGGCAGACUCCAUUUGUUUAGAGGAUCCACUUUCCAGAGGUAUACCUGUGUUGUGUUAAAUGCCAGUGGAGUCAAAGAGGAUGAGAUCAUAUUUGAAAUGCCAGCACCACCAAGACUAACACCUCCUUCAGGUCAAGAGCCAAUAGAGAUCUGCAAAAUAGUUGUCCGUCUGGUGGUCACUGGUUCACUGAUGGUAGGAUUGCUGUGUGUGCUGUUGUUCUACAGAUGGAGAGCUCAACAGGUCCAGAAGUGCUCUACUGAACCUCGUACGGUUUACAGACCUGAAGUGAAUCUGUAGGCAGCAGGAGGCACCACACACCAGAUGAUUAUACUGUAUCAAUUUAAUGCAACACUUCCUUAUUCGCUAUUUGCGCUAUUUGUAUUUACCUAUUGCAAACACAGUGUAUAACCAGACAUACCCUGUAUUACUGCGAUUUAGCAGUCAACCCAUAAGACCUUUAUUCACUUAAACUCUGUAUAUAAAGAAUAAAGUCUUGAGCUUAAAAAAAACAUCUUUGAAUCAAGCCAAGAUCAACGAAGCAGGGAACCGUUACAGGCCAAGUCAUUUACAAACAAUCACACCAGACUAGAAAGUGAAGACUUCUGAUUUCACUUGGUUGACUGAGGAAAUGUUUGUGUACAUAUAACACAAUCAUGUGUUGUCCAUAUAGUAAUUGUAUUGCUUUGCAGUUAAACAGCAUUUAUUUGCAGUUAAACAGCAUUUAUUCUCACUUCCACUUCUCAUGUUUAUUAUAUAUUUUGGGGAUAGCACCACGUUGUUAUGUGGUAUGUGUGUAAAUCUGUUGUUCCCAACACAUACAGACAUACAAUGAUCUUUUUAUGGUUUUAUAAUGCUUUACAAAAUAUAUAUUAACGUCACUUAGACAAUGAUACGGAAUACGUAGAACUGUCUAAAGCCUGAAUAACUGAUGGAACUGUAUGUUUGAUCUGUGGCUUGACAGAGCAGUCAAGAAAUGUUGGCCUUACUGUUAUAUGAUGUACACUUCUCCAAAAGGGCAUUAAAUGGACUUUCCAUCCCCCAGCUCGCUCCCUUCAUGGAGGUGUAUGGGAAAGACAGGAUCUGUGAGAAAAAUUCUCAAUUCCACCUUAAAUGUACAAAGUCUUGAUGAAGAGGGUCUCAGGACUGCUUUAUGUGAAGCUGAAGCUUUUUGAAUGCUCGUCCCACAAAGGUUCUACAAAUCCAAAUGACCUUGAAGCACUUACCCAGAACCACCUGUUGCUUCUUAAGACUGCACCAUUACUACCACCAGGAUGUUUUCAGAAAGAUGACAUAUAUGCUCACCGCACAUGGAAAUAAGUCCAAUAUAUGUUGGAUUUAUUCUGGAAAAGUGGAUUAAGGAAUAUCUUCCACAACUGCAACAAAGACAGAAAUGGUGCAAUCCAAGACGAAACUUCAUGCCAGGACACAUUGUGUUCAUUGUUGAUGGUUCAGCACAAUGGAAUUCCUGGAUAACUGGAAAAAUUGAAGAGACAAUUCAGGACAAAAAAGGAUUUGUUCUUAAAUAGAGCUAUAAAUAAAGUCUGUCUUUUGCAGGAAGCAGAGAACUUUAACAAACUUGAAUUACUUAAUCAUCUCCAAGUGGCUUACUUUUUUUACUUAUGGGUUAUUAACUUCACAGAUGGUGAACCGUGGUGUUAUAAGUAGUGGUACUGGUCAAUUUUGCACUACAGGGUAAUUGGAAUUCUUUAUAAACCAGCAAAAGUUGUAAGACUUGAUUAUUUUGUAAUUAUGAUUUGAAGAAGAAUAAUUAGGGGCCAGUAUUGUAAGAGCCAAAUUGAAUGUUUAUGUUUUGUUUAUUUGUUCUGGUGGCACAGGUGUUUAGAUUUUCCUGUACCUCAGGUGAUUACAUUGGGGUGUUAUUUACCUGACGCUGGCGCACUAAACAGAAAGUUCGGGUAAGUGUUGGGGUCUUUUUGCAAACUUUUCUGAUGACCGUCAUUUUAGCACGUCAUUUCACGUCACCUUUCAGUCCUAUUCACAAACAACGAAAGUUAAUACAUGCGCUAUUUGUUUUGAUUGAAAGUGGAAGUUUAUUGUUUUUGUUUUAAAAUAAAACAAAAACUAACUCAGCCUGAUGGAAAUCACAACACAGACUGAUGCAACAAAAACCAGUAAGUAGGGUGUACAGCAUACACCAUAGUCUAUGGCACACAGGAGUAUUAGGUUAUUAAGUACACGCUGGUAAGUUGUCUUGUAGAAACUGAUUAAUUGAAACAAAUGAGCUGGCUGUGUGUGCAACAGCACAACAAAACAUUACCUGUCCUUUUAUUAACUGCACAAGUAGUGGUGGUCAUUAGCUGCUAGCUAACUGGGUUAGGGUGUCAAGGGUUUGUAGCUUUGUCCACAGUUCAAGAGAACAUAUUUAGUUUUAAAGUAGGUUACAGGGCUUUUCCCUGCUUUUCUGGAGCACUUAUAUUUCACGAAAAACUAUCUGAUAUGCCAAUCCACAUAAUUAUGGAUCAUUAUAAUAUGAUAUUUUAAAAAAUUACAGU